Sordaria macrospora k-hell is the source of this 750-nucleotide messenger RNA. RefSeq lists its product as uncharacterized. The record is from RefSeq and is a predicted model, not a curated record. NCBI's taxonomy places the organism in Eukaryota, Fungi, Ascomycota, Sordariomycetes, Sordariales, Sordariaceae.
AUGCCCGGCAUCAGCGCAUCCAGUAGCCCCGCCGGUCCAAAGAUCAACACCACCACAUCUUCAUUUACGCUCCACUCUUAUCCUGGCCCCCUAAACCUCGGUCUGCGCGCUGCCGCCAAACUCGCCCGUGCCCACGCCCUGAACCCUUUCCAGGGCAUUACAAACCCCACCGACACCGCCACAACCAUCACUCCAACAAGAGCGCAACCGCUACAACACUCUGCUGGCCCUGGCCACGGGAGACAUCGACAAGCACCAUCCGCACCAAACACUUUCUGCGAUCAUUUUCACCAGAGAGUGGCGAUGAAGCAGACGGUCAACAACCAUAGGAAAGAACAACUCAUGCGUGACAGGCUUUCUGUUCUGGCCAAGACUAAAGCCAAGUUUGAGGCUAUCCAGAGGCAUAAGGCUUCGGUGGAGUCGAGCGUGGAAGCUUUUGGUGGUCUUUCUUUGAUGGGUGAGAAGGCGAAGUCGAAGGAGCAGUCAUUGGUACUGGCGGGAGAAAAUGUGAAGCAUGCGGUGGGUGGAGCCGCUGGGGCGGGAGGUCAGGUAGCCAAUGCGGAGAUGGACGAGGAGGAGGAGGAUUCUGAUGUUGAUGAAUACAUCUACUUGGAUGAGGAUAAACAUACCAUGGGUGGAACAGGAAGACAGGUGCCCAAUGUGGCAACUCGGGAAGAAGAGUCCUUGGAGGAUCUCGAUGUGGACGAAUACCUCUACCUGGAUGACGACUUUGAUGGUAGGGAGAUGUAA